Molecule: messenger RNA, 876 nt
Organism: Thecamonas trahens ATCC 50062
Lineage: Eukaryota; Apusomonadida; Apusomonadidae
Product: nitrilase/cyanide hydratase and apolipoprotein N-acyltransferase
Exons: 2
Coding region: 1-876 (291 amino acids)
Source: RefSeq, a predicted model, not a curated record
AUGUCUGCCGAAGCGAUCAAGACUCCCGAUAGUGACAUUGGUGUGGCUCUCUGGGCCGCCAAUCUCGCUGCGGCGGCGGCGGCCAGUGCGGCUCUCCUUGUCCUCCCCGAAUACGUGUGUGAGCAUUGGCUGGCGUAUGCGCCUGCUCUGGCCGCGACGGAAGAGCUCGCAUGGCUGGCCGAACAAGGUCGACGUGCUCUGCCGCGGCUCCGCCCAUUGGCCACAAAGCAUGACCUGGUCAUCGUCGCCGGCUCGUGGCCCGUCGCCACUGAACACGAUGGCGAUGAUGGCUCUUGGCGCAAUCGUGCCCACAUCAUCCUGCCUGAUGGGCGCCUCGAGACGCAGGACAAGCUCUGCCUCACCCCAAGCGAGAAGGAUCCUGAUGAAUGGCUGCUCUGUCCUGGUCAUGACCUCCGCGUCGUCGUCUGGCGCGAGCUCCGCUUUGUCGUCCUCAUCUGCCUCGAUGUCGAGCUGCCGGCUCUGUCUGCAAAGCUCGCCCGUGCCGACUUGGAUCUCGACUUGCUCGUGGUUCCGUCGAUGACCUGCAAGCGUUCUGGCCACGCUCGCGUCUUUGGCUGUGCCAAGGCCCGUGCUAUCGAGCUGCAGGCCGCCGUCGCUGUUGUCGGAGCCGUCGGAUCUGUCGCUCCGGACAACGCCCGUCCCAACUACUCGGGUGCAGCCGUCUAUCUCCCGUGUGAGGAGCCGCUUGGCUUUACUGGCAUCCUUGCCGAGACACCUGCUGCGGGCUCUGCCGAUGGCGACGGCCCGCUCCUCAUCGCUGCACACGUCCCUAUCUCACGCAUCCGCUCGCUCCGCGCUGCAGGCGCAGAAGUCUGGCCCGGCGCAUGGACCGCCGACGCUGUGGCCAUCACCUAA